This is a messenger RNA of Trichomonas vaginalis G3, 249 nucleotides long. RefSeq lists its product as uncharacterized. The record is from RefSeq and is a predicted model, not a curated record. NCBI's taxonomy places the organism in Eukaryota, Parabasalia, Trichomonadida, Trichomonadidae. Bases 1 to 249 code for a protein of 82 amino acids. The transcript has a single exon.
AUGACCUGCUACCUUCUUCUGAUAGCUGCCUUAUGCUUGGUUGGCACAGAUGCGCCUACCCCAGUGCCAACCAGUUCUCCUUAUCCUACAUCCGUUUCAGGGGUCCCUAGUUGGACAACAGUUUCGUUAACUGUUGCGGGCGCAAUAUUAGCGGUCUUAAUUACAGUCACUAUUCUUUGCUUCAAGAAGAGUGAUAACGAUAUAAUGGUACAGAUGAAUCAGCGCUUGCUAGAGAAGGCUGAUGUGUAA